GCUACCCCUCAACCUGUCAGCCAUGGGGGAGAUGGAGCAGCUGCGGCAGGAAGCAGAGCAGCUCAAGAAGCAGAUUGCUGAUGCCAGGAAAGCCUGUGCUGACAUGACUCUGGCAGAGCUGGUGUCUGGCCUAGAAGUGGUGGGACGAGUACAGAUGCGGACACGGCGGACAUUAAGGGGACACUUGGCCAAGAUCUAUGCCAUGCACUGGGCCACUGAUUCCAAGCUGCUGGUAAGUGCCUCGCAAGAUGGGAAGCUGAUCGUGUGGGACACCUAUACCACCAACAAGGUACACGCCAUCCCACUGCGCUCCUCCUGGGUCAUGACCUGUGCCUACGCCCCGUCAGGGAACUUUGUGGCAUGUGGGGGGCUGGACAACAUGUGUUCCAUCUAUAGCCUCAAAUCCCGUGAGGGCAAUGUCAAGGUCAGCCGGGAGCUCUCUGCUCACACAGGUUAUCUCUCCUGCUGCCGCUUCCUGGAUGACAACAACAUUGUGACCAGCUCCGGGGACACCACGUGUGCCUUGUGGGACAUUGAGACUGGGCAGCAGAAGACUGUGUUUGUGGGACACACUGGUGACUGCAUGAGCCUGGCUGUAUCUCCUGACUUCAAACUUUUCAUUUCGGGGGCCUGCGAUGCCAGUGCUAAGCUCUGGGAUGUGCGUGAGGGGACCUGCCGUCAGACUUUCACUGGCCAUGAGUCGGACAUCAACGCCAUUUGUUUCUUUCCCAAUGGAGAGGCCAUCUGCACGGGCUCAGAUGAUGCUUCCUGCCGCUUGUUUGACCUGCGGGCUGAUCAGGAGCUGACUGCCUAUUCCCAUGAGAGCAUCAUCUGUGGAAUCACAUCUGUGGCCUUCUCUCUCAGUGGCCGUCUGCUCUUUGCUGGCUACGAUGACUUCAACUGCAAUGUCUGGGACUCCAUGAAGUGCGAGCGUGUGGGCAUCCUCUCUGGCCAUGACAACAGAGUCAGCUGUCUGGGGGUCACAGCUGAUGGGAUGGCUGUGGCUACUGGUUCCUGGGACAGCUUCCUCAAAAUCUGGAACUAAGGAGGAUGGAGGAAGGGAAGUGGAAGACCAUGAAGACACUUGCUGACCCCUACCCCCAGUCUUUCAGGUUCUCUCUUCUAUAUCCCAGGUGCCAUUCCCACUGAGCUUUCUCCCUGAGGGCAAUGGGGGAAGAAGGGGAGUAUGUCUUUGGGAGGCAGCCUCAGGGACACAGGGACAAAGAACUGCCCUGUUUCCUCCCAUGGCCUCUCCUCCCCACAGUCCUCACAGCCUGUCCCUUAAUCAGCAAGGACAACCAACCCCUCCCCAGCCCUUUGCAGGCCCAGCAAGCUUGUUGGGCCGCAGGUCCUAGGAUCUCUCUCCAAGAGCUACUACCUUCAUCCAGAGCUGGGUGGUAUAGGGCAUUCAGCUCUGCAACUAUGGCUCUUUGCACCACUAGAGUCCUUGCCCACUUCUUCAUGUUUUUCCCACCUUCUUAUUUUUUUCUCCUAAAGCACCUACAAUAAAUUAUAGCACAGUGGU
Messenger RNA from Otolemur garnettii (small-eared galago), 1525 nucleotides. It is a transcript of the gene GNB3, whose product is annotated as G protein subunit beta 3. NCBI's taxonomy places the organism in Eukaryota, Metazoa, Chordata, Mammalia, Primates, Galagidae. The transcript is spliced from 9 exons. The coding region runs from base 23 to 1045 and encodes 340 amino acids. Gene Ontology annotation, molecular function: protein binding; signaling receptor complex adaptor activity. Gene Ontology annotation, biological process: G protein-coupled receptor signaling pathway. Gene Ontology annotation, cellular component: heterotrimeric G-protein complex; cytoplasm. The record is from RefSeq and is a predicted model, not a curated record.